This is a messenger RNA of Marchantia polymorpha subsp. ruderalis, 2678 nucleotides long. The record is from the annotation of a GenBank genome assembly. Lineage: Eukaryota; Viridiplantae; Streptophyta; Marchantiopsida; Marchantiales; Marchantiaceae.
AGGAGAAGAUCCUCACAAAAUACUCGAGCCAUUUCGUCCGUCUACCACGCAUUGGACCCGUGCUCUCGCUUCUGGACGGCAAUUGACAGGAACAACGAAGAAGGGGACGCGAAGGGAAGUGAAGGAGCCGGGACUAAGCGAGGAAAGUAUUUGCCACCGCUGUUGGAUUGAAAUUGUGGUUGCAGUCUUGUAGAUUGUGGGAUGGGCGGUCGAGUUCUGCAAAAGGAACGGAGGGAAGAGAGCGAGCUGAAACAUUUGCCACUGCUGUAAGCGAGUCAAAGUAGUACAGGAAUGAGGAUGAUUUUGUAAUUUCAGCUGUGCAGCAUGCAGGCCGGUACGCACUUCCAGGAACAAGAUUUCGACACCAUCUGAGGAAAACAACGAACUGAGUCAUCAUUUCUUGUGCGGGUUUAUGGUCUAACAUUGAACUGUCUAUUACACAUCGCAGCGAGGAAGAUUCUUACUGCUUUGAGGAACGAGCUGUUGGCCAUUCAGAUAGCAACAUUGAAAAUGAAGGUGAGCAUAACGCGGCUGGAAGGUUGGGGUUUAAGCCCUCUUAAGGAAAGGUUUAGAUGAGAAGUUUCGGAUGAGUCUCAGCAGGUUCUCGAGAAGGUUGUCUUAAGGAGCACAUCGGCGUGAACUUGGCAAGCAUUAGGUUAGAAGUAUGGAAUCCUCUAGCACAAGCAGCAGUAGCAACGAUGAGGGGCUUAUGAUGGGCGGCAAGUACAUCUCCAAGGAAGUUGUCUGCAAAAUUCUGGGAAAAUUGCCAGUGCGUAAUCUACUAUUGCUCCGGUGUGUCUGCAAGCGGUGGAAUACGAUUUUGGAAGACCUCGAAUUUCAGAGUAUCUCGUCCGCAUACGAAACUCAAAACGCAAUGAGUCCGGCCUCCGUGCCUUACUUACUGUGGGAUGCCGAUUCCUCUAGACCACUCUUGUCUUUUGAUUUACAAUUACGCAAGUGGCGACCAUUCCAUCUUCUUCAGUCCGUGCACGCAUCUGUAAUUUCCAGCACGAGAGGAUUGUUUUUGACCACGCAGCAAUCCAUCGAUGGAAAAUGUCUCUACAUUUUGAAUCCCUUGACCAAGACGGAGAGACGAAUUCCCGGUCUGGAUUGGUCUCAUUUCGAUGUCCGCCAAAUGGUCGUGGACGAUAUGGGCCUGGGACAGUACUUCAUCAUAGCGGAAGAACUUCAAAAGAAAGGUACAGGCGGUGAGCCUGUACCGACUUUUCCUAGAAUACAAAUUUACGAUUCUUUGAAGAAGCAAUGGUUUAUGACCAGGGGCUUUCCACAGGGCGUCCGCUUCAAAAAUGCAUUUGCUCUGAAUGGACAUCUUUUGUUCUUGGCACAGAAACAUGUCAUCUCGAACUCGAAAAACGUAGUACUAUACAAAUAUGACGGGAGGGAAUCCUUGGAGGCGUAUGGAUUGGAUCUGCCCGUCUGCAUAGGGCCGACAUUCCGGCAGUGGAUACCCCGCCUGUUCGGCAACAGGGGCCGGCUCAUGUUGAUUGGUGAGACCGAUACCUGCGGCAGAGGAGUGUUCAUAUGGCAAUUGAAUCCGACCACCUACGAGUGGGUGCUGGAACACAAGAUGCCAAAUGAUCUGUUCGUUACCUCUGUGGGGUCGUAUGAUUUUCUGGCCUGUGAGGAUUUCAUCUGCGUGCAUCCGAGUAGAGGUGAGAAGAAUAGGGCUAUAAUGGGGAACCUGGCCACGGGCUCCUGGCAUAUUCUUCCUGCUAUCUCACCUUCGCUGUACAUGGGCCGCUCGGCUUUCAUAUUCGACAGCUUUUGCUUCUACGAGCCAAGGGUGGGUGCUCUAGUGUAAAUGUCGUGGAAGUCCAGCUUUUCGAGUCGAAGAAAGGACAAGGUAGUCUGAAGAGAAAUUUUCACGUGAUAUUUCUCGAUGAAGAUGGUUGUAGAGCGUGCUACACUUGAAGUUGCCAUUGAAGACGUACUCUACUUCUCAUUAUACGACAUUAGGUCUUUGUUCUAAUGUCUCCCGGGCCUGUGUCGUACGUGGAAACUGGGAGCAGUUAAUGUUGUUGGGACUAAUCUCUAGACUUUGUCUAAUUGGGAACUUUUCAUACGGACGUAGCUACCAUCCACCUACGACAAAGUUCGCUAGAUUGGGGAUUUGUCCCAGGCACAGGUUCAGUAGAUACGCUAAUAGUGCGAGCCAGUUAGCGCAUGGGCCGUGGAGCUUUUGAGGUCACUGUGAGGUGUACUCAUGAAAUAGCGAAUGCAGCCACGUUUUCCGAGUAGAUGUUCUCUUUUAUUGACAACGCUUUUACACAGCUCUGGAGAUACUCCCACUCUUACUGUUUAUACUACAAGAAGUCGCAAAGGUUUGAUUGUCAUAUAUUUUGCGCCACCGUAUGAAAUAGCAUGGUGGAACUCGGUCGAGUCAAGUGUCCCAGCGUCAUCGCGACAGGUGCUCGGUUUCAGUCGGCAGGGAAAGUUGAAGGCAAUGAAGCGAUGAAGGGCUUGCUUUUAGAUGUUUUUAUUUGAGCCGAGUGUGAAUCGAGAUAUGCUCGAGUUCAUUGUUACCUGGGGGAUUAGAAGUAGUCAUGAUGUUUCGGACCCGAGAAGAAGUACGUAGUUUCGACGUCUGGACGAGUCGAUUUGUAGGAAAAUGCGAAACUGUUAAAUCCUGAAUAAAUUUAUACACUAUUACUAAGCCU